GAGCCAAGUGCGGAGUCGCACGUGAUCACCCUGUCGGAAGAGCAGUACACCAGUCUGCUGCAGUCGCUGAAUUUGCCGAUCCAUUCCAAGCCAAUCAUCAGCAUCCAGCAGGAGAAGGCAAAGAAGGCUGAGCCACCCUGCAGGGAACCCCAAUGAAUGAAAGUCAGCCAGAAGUCCCCCCAGCUGAUGAAGAGGAAGGGUCAUAUGGUCGGCUUGUUCAAAGUCCACCAACCUCCAAGGGUCGCAAACGCAAGAAAGACCCACAAGACGCGCGGUCAGAGCCGGGAAAGCCACGGCGAAAGCUUGGUCCCAUGUGGAAGCGUCGAGGGGAGGGCGCUCCUAGGAACCGUGAAAGGACACGCUACUUCUGCAGUGAUCCAUCUCGAAGCCACGGCCACGUGGUCUUUGGCCCAAAGGUUCCCGGAACGAACCUGUUCACCCUGGAGGCCCUACGCUCCAUCUGUCGGACUGACCUGGAUGUGCUGCGACGCCCCGCCAGCCUGCGAUCCAUCUGCGAGCGGGUCAGCCCACGCCGCUGCUGCACUUCCUGGUCCAUCCCGCACUUCGUUGCGCUGCUCCACAACCGGUCUUCGUGCCUGGACAUCACGGCGACCGAUGUCCAGGAGGUUCUCAAAAGGCUGGAGGCCUGUGCGCCCCACUACCACAGCAUGAAGUUGAGCCACGACUGUGCCUCGGGGGCCCCGCUGUGCCGCGGAGUACCCGCCGAGUGCAUCGAGUACAACGCAGUGUACACCAUCCUCCACUAUUUGGCCGACGUCGACUUCCUCGCCCCGGUCGCGGGCCGGGGGGACGACGACGGCGACGAGUUGAUCGGUCACUGGGACGGCGGCAGCCAACGGAACGACUCGGCGUCUGGUCCGGGCAAGCUCGUCCACAAGCCACACCUGUCCUACACGAGUGUGUUCCUUCCUAUAGCCCAGAGUACCGCGGCUAUGCCCUACUUCAAGGACCUCGAGGAGUACGGCCAACUAGAGGAUGACGUAACUCAGGUUGUGGGCAUGGAACUGGGGCUGAAGCACGCCCUCUUCGACGAGUACCUGCUUCACGACACGGUGUACGUGGCCCUGGCAGGCGUGACGGUGCUGGCAGCCAUGUGGGCCUACACGCAGUCGUUCCUGGUGACGGCCGUCACGUGCCUGGCCGUCAUCUUCUCUCUGGGCACGGCCUACUUCCUCUACACCACAGUCUUCCGCAUCUCCUUCUUCCCCUUCAUGAACAUCCUCACCCUUACGAUCGCCAUAGGUAUUGGAGCAGAUGACGCCUUCAUAUACUGCAAGACGUGGGGGGCAGCCAAGGCGGAGAAAAACAGCGGCACGUUGGUCAAGCUGGUCCGGGACACGCUGCACCACGCCUGUCUCUCCAUGCUGGUCACCAGCGUCACUACAGCUGCUGCCUUUUUUGCCAGCUGUGUCAGCAGUAUCACAGCUGUUCGCUGCUUCGGCCUGUUUGCCGGCACGGCUGUGCUGGCGAGCUUCUUCUUCACGGUGACAUGGCUGCCUGCAGCGCUCAUCGUGGCUGAGAAGUGGUGCUCCUCAACAUGCUGCCUCUGUGUGCCGCCAUUCGGGGUGUACCUGCCACGGCUCAAGCGCUUCUGGUGUUGCUCCCCCGUCUGUGCCGCACUGUGGCGUCUCCAUCACAGCUUUGCUGAAGCGGCACGUGUCUUCUACGACAAACUCCUGCCGUGCAUCGUGAUUCGGCUGCGGUGGUUCUGGCUUUUAUCGCUGACCCUGGUGGCCGCUGGUGGGGCGGUGGCCAUCUUUGUCCACCCGCGCCUGCGUCUGCCCGAGUCGCCCGAGUUUCAAGUUCUGAGUGCCAGCCACCUGUUCGAGCGCUAUGACCUUGACCUGAAGGAGCGCUUCUGGUUCGAGAAGGCACGGAGCAGGGACCCGUUCCACCGACUGCCUAUACGCAUCAUCUGGGGUGUGCUUCCUGUGGACACUGGCGAUUACCUUGACCCUUCCAACAAAGGGGCAGUGGUGUUUGACCCUGAAUUCGACGUUGCGGACCCAGCCUCGCAAGAGUGGUUGCUAUCCUUCUGCAAGCGGCUGCGUGCGCAAAGCUUCCACCGUUCGGCACUCGGCGUCCUCUUCUCGGGCUGUUUUAUCGAGACAUUCAAGUCUUGGAUGGAGAGGCGGUGUGUCGACAGUUUCAAGCAGGCCGACCGCUUUCCCUGCUGCGAGUCUUCCCACUUCCCAUACCCGAGGGACGUCUUCAGCCUCUGCCUGCGGAGAGCCAUCGCAAGCUUGCACCAGUCUCCCGGCUACUAUUUUGUCCCCGGCAUGGCGGGACCGCGCUUCCUACGCAACGGCACAGUACGGGCAAUCGUGCUCGAGUACGACAGCGUCUACUCUUACUCCCACUCGCACCACGACAUGGACAACUUCUGGCACCGCGUUGAAAGCUGGAUUGAGCAGGAAAUGAAGUCUGCGCCACCGGGUCUUCGCAACGGGUGGUUCACCAGUGACCUCGAGUUCUACGACCUCCAGAGCAGCCUGGCAGAAGGCACGCUGGUCGCCAUGGGCGUCGCGGUGGGUGUGUCGUUUGUGGCCCUGCUGGUGACCACGCUGAACCUUCUCGUGAGCCUGUACGCCAUCGUCACGAUUGCGUGUGUCAUCUGCACGACGGUGGGAGCUCUGGUGCUCAUGGGUUGGCGGCUCAAUGUGCUGGAGAGUAUCACGGUGUCGGUGGCUAUUGGCCUGGCCGUUGACUACACGAUACACUACGGUGUGGCCUACCGCCUGUCAGCUCAGCAGGAUCGCGAGACCUCGGUGAUUCAGUCGCUGUCCCGCGUCGGCAGCCCCGUCACCAUGGCAGCCCUGACGAGCUUCCUGGCCGGCGCACUCAUGUUCCCCUCAUUCGUGCUCGCCUACCUGCAAGUGGGCACAUUCCUCAUGCUCAUCACAGUCGUCUCGUGGGUGUACGCCACGUUCUUCUUCCACUCGCUGCUUAGCGUCGCCGGACCACAGCGCGGUCAGCUGCAGCUCGACUACCCGAGCCUACACUGCUGCGAGAGUGCGUCACCAGCACCAGUUGACAAGACCGUGUACGCCCUCUCCGAGUCCACCCUGUCCACUUCGAGCGCCAGCUGCCCCGCCGCCAUCAUACACAGCGAGAGCCACGAGCUCGAGCCGCUGACCCUUGCUGCUGCGCUCAACGGCGGCAGCGCGGUGAACCGCUUCGGCAACGGCAACAAAAAGAAGCAGAAGAAGGCAAGGCAGCGCUCGGGGAGCCUGUCCGCGGCAGCCGCAAGAACUCACGGCGCCCGCCGGAAAGUGAGCCUUCCGGUCGUGAGUGUGACAUAUCACGGCGACCCGAGUCCACGCCACGUGUCGGGGGCCACCAGUUCAUCGACCAUCGUGUGCGGGGCCGACGAGGACAUUCACGAUGACCCCAUUGUGUGAGCCAGUGCUGAUGACACACUAUGCUUGCUGAGCAAACCACAGGGAUUGUUCCUGCAUUUCUAAAGGGAUCCUCCCAGUCGUUGAGGCGGGCAUCGGCAAGAUUAAGUGCCAAAACAAAGACCGCGAAGAGAGAUUUGUUGAAAGGCUCGUGCUACCUUAAUGCCAGGGGCUUGUUUUUCAGUACACUGUUUACUCAAGUGUGACAGCCAGCUAUAGUUUGAGAGCUGCAGUGUUACGUCAUGUAUUGGACGAUCGCAAAUGUGACAUUGUUUGCUUACGUGGUACAACGUGGAAGAGGCCGAGAUCUUUGACACCAUUGUGUGAAUGAACCAAACGGUGGCUAUCUUGUGCAAGGUGGAAAAGGCAGGAACCCCAAGAGUUGAUUUUCUUGAUGGCUAAUUCUAGCUUCAGAGUGAAGUGACACAGCCAAGAAGGGUCAUGCUCGCCACAAGGAGGCAGUGAAAACCGUGUUGAACGCCGUAAGCGCAAGGGUCAGCAGUUAAAGCUAAUAGCAUGGCACAUGGCAAACACAAGGGCAAAGCAGACUGCAACAACACAAGCGCUGUGUUGUGUCACUCAGCUUGGUGCUCAUGAUGAUGAUAAUGAUGAUGAUGAUGAAUUUGGUGUUUUGUGGCACAAGAGCGAAGUAUGGUCAAAGAGCACCAGGCCACAUUUGGUGAGUUUAAAAUGUAGUAAUGAAUUACUGCAAUUGGCUGUGACAUGGCUGUAGAGGGGCCUAAAAAACAGUCACUGUAAGGUCCGUGAAAUGUGUAUGUAAUAAUAUUAUGGAAAUGACCAAUGAGGUGUGCUAUAAACAAACGCAAAAGUCGCAAUAUUGCGAAGGGAUAUGAGAACACUCGUAUUUGCUUGUAUCACCGUGCUGUUGGCUUUAGCCUGCACUAACUUGCCAAGUUUUCUCUUCUUAGGUCAGUGGCCAAAAGAGCUCUUUGUUGCAGGACGUUGGGUGUGCAUUUGGGUUUGCGCAUAUGUACUUGCCCACUUAUUACAAACAAGAACACCUUAGAGGGCAGCGGACAGUGGAAACUCCUCAGGACCGAGCCCCAGGUCUCCGUUUUACUUUCGUCUUUGGGUUAACCAGCUGCAACAGAGGUGCUCAAAGUGUGACCACUUGACAUGUACAUAUUGACGGUUGACCACUUGACAUGUACAUAUUGCUCUUUGUUACAAGGUCAGCAUGCAGCAGAUUGCAAAGAAACUUAGUAGUGACUGCCUUACUAAUGAUCAAAUAUUGUGGCUAUGCUUUUAAUUACAAUUUAAUGUGAUCAUGUAAAUAUGGAGUGAGCUAAUGAUUAUCCAUAAUGUUAUAUGUGAAGUAGUGGCAACUGUCUGUGGUCUUCAUUUUGAGUGAAUGAGAGCGUUGCGGUCACAUAUUGCAAAUGAGGAAAAUGUGCUUUUACUUUCAGCCAGUCACAAUGCAAAUGAACAAAAGGAAAAGAACAUGAGCAGCAAGCAUAUUCUGCACUUUUUUUUUUACUAAACUAGUGUGUUCGACACCAAAGCCAUUCAUUAUAGCUGAAAGUUAGCUUAUUGUUGUCAGUAGCAUUUCGCUGACAUGAAGCUUCACUUGCACAUCAUGCACACAUCGCUGAAUGAGACAUGAAUGUUAAUGACACAUAACAUUGCAUGCACAAGGUUGUGUCAGGCACCUGCAAGCUAGGGAUGUCAGAUACAGUUUGUGAUUAUCAAGCUGUCGAAAGAAUCUUGCUUUGUUGAGUAGCAUUUGUUUGCAAUGCCUUUGUGAACAUCACAAGUAAGAUCAACACUUUGUGAUCAAAGUACUGGCACAUAUGCUUUUGUAACUGGACCUAACUACCAUAUAGUCAAAAGAUGACCUUGCCUUGAAGCCCAACUGUGUGGCUACUUGGGAACUGCACGCUACACGCUUAUCUAUGCUGGUAGACUUUUGAAAAAAAUUUCAUGAAAUAAUGGUUCAGAUUGUUUCUAGACACGUUAUACUGAUGGACCCAACGAAGCCUACAUAGGAGCAAUUUCUUGCAAGCUUUACAGCUUUGUAAAGCAUAAACACAUUUAAGCUCAUCUAAAAUAGUUUCCUCGACACGUUGUUUGACUAUAUAGUACUGGUAAUUUCAACAAUUUGAACUGAAACAUUGCUUAUCAGUGCUAAAGUAAAGUGACCUAUUUUAGGACCUACUGCAACAUUUACAAAUAUGUAAUGCUGCCAGUAUAUGAGACAACCGUUAGAAGAAUUUUUAUGAAUGUUAAAUGCCACUUGAAGACUAAGAGGUUAUUGAAGGAACUUGAACGUUAUGGUAACUAUUGAAAAGCAUGCAGUUUUCGGUGCAAUUUGUUUUGUGCCAUUCACCAGCAUUCAUGCCUUAUAAUUCCAGUGACAGAACUUAUGCUCAUUUGGCCUUUCACAUGAUGUGUGCAUGAUGUGUGGAUGCAUGGAAAUAGGUAUUAUGUAUUGUGUUGCCAUGGUUACUGAAGAUUCUGUUCACUUAAGUUGUAAUUUCGCAAUGCGGUGUCGUGACUCUUUUGUGCCAUUAUUCGUCACACCUGCCGCCACGUGGCUCAGUGUAAUGCGUGCAGUGGAGCUUUGUGUUUUGGCGCUGCUGCCAUGAAUGCCAGAUAUCUGAGACUUCAUGGCAAGACAUGUCACAUGUGUGCUUCCGAUGUCCACCAGUCUGCCGAGUUGUCACAUCACACGUUCGCGUCACCUGCUUGCGUGACAGGUGGCUGACAGACUGAGUUAACCAGCAUGCGUCUUCUCUUCUGUGUGUCUCUCCAAAGUGAGCAGCAGCACCUGAAAGUCACAACUUGUGUGGCAAAACUUGUGCAUACCUCCUCAAAGGUCGUCACAUAUGUGUCUGUCACACCUUGUAUAAUGCACCAAGUCUAGCACCACCGAGCAGUAGUUUGUUUCUGUACAUACAAUUCAGCAGAGAUCUAGAGUAGGCUAGUUUGGUACAUAAACACUGUAGAAGAGAUUUGUAUGGUACAGGUGUCAUUGGUAGCGUGUAGAAGCAAGAAAGAAAAACAAAACGUCAUGAGUGUCUGCAGCAGCUGAAGAUUCCUGUCAUGUUUUUCUCAUCUCUCCACGUUCUUAAUAUCAUCUGUUAGGCAGUUUUGAGGUUUCACUUAUUUUUUACAGUAAAAUAUGUAAGAUAUGCAUUUGUGUCGGACAAAGCCUUACAACACCUUUGUGUCAUCUGAUAUCUGGCUUUUGUUGACUUAAACCAUAUGCUCUGGAAAAGAACAUAUGGGUAAUGUUUUGUGCAGAUAUGUGAACCAGUUACCUCUAAUACCGGCUCCUGGUUUGUUAUGAGGUUCCAUUUAUUGAGAUCUACAAGGCUGUCUUUUUGAUAUGGCUAUACGUCAGCCAUCAUUUCCGCUGCUGACAGAACAUGUAACUUACUGUUGAAAUUAAAGCAGACGGUUUUGCUAGAGUGAUAACUUCACAUAGUCCUGAACAAAAUUAUCAAAAUUGAGUCUCAGAUUCUUUGGGAGAGGCAUACAGUUCACGGCUAGGUUUGAACAAGCCAUAAGCUUGUAGUGCCUCUCCAAGCUGGCUAAAAUAUGUAUUGUGUUUCAAGAACUUGAUAUGGAGGACAUGCAUUGUUUUUCACUGUAUAGAGAAGCUCAAGAUUGUGCUUUGUGAGAGCGCUCAUUCUGUGAAGUGAAGUCAGUGGACUGCAUGAAUGCUAGGCAGUAAAGCUUGGCCGAUGUUUCAUGUGUCAUAAUGUUCCCAAGUAAUGGGAAACACUGUUAUUCAUGAUGUUCAUGUAAAUUUCACUGAGUUCAGUUUCUAGCACUUGUAGAACAUCAACGGUGCCAACCUUGUCAAAAAUCCUUUUGUAAAUGACUUGUCGGAUGUACACAAAUGUAGGCCUUCACUAGCUUGACGAGUAUAUUACAUUACAUUCAUUGUAAUUAACCUCGUCAAAAUGUUAGCUAGUUGUCAGUUGAAAGAUUAAAAGAAACUAUUAAGGCGUGCCAAAUGGCGACAUGCAGAGUUGGUUUCCAGAGUUGUAGAUAUUUCUAUGUACAUACAUUUCAGGGCAUGCAAAGGUCAACCAUGUGCAUGUUCAUAUUAACAGUCAUCAUCACCUGUACAAGGUGCACAUUAAACGUCAGUUCAUCUAGAAGAUAUUCACUGAUGCCUGACUCUCAGUAAGUUGAAGCGCAACUCCUGCAAUUUUUUUUACCAUGUUGAAGAAGCUGUUGGUUUACGUUUCUUUGUGCCCUUUGUCAUGUGCAAGAUAAUCCAGUCUGCACAAUACAGAAACCAGUUUAAGUGAUACCUGCGUCACUCGGGAACAAGUAAUGAGAUAAACGUGCACAUUGUUCUAAAAUUUUGUCUGGUUCCACAUGUACAUAGCGACACUAAAACUUAGUGCCACUUGAGCAUGCCGUGUUCUGACAAAUCGUUCAGCCGUUGAAUGCAUAAUAUUGUCCCCAAGUUACCACGCUGCACGCGUGAUAAACACGUUUCUGAAGUAAUCUUAAAUAAUGCUGCAUAAAGUACGCCUGUUUUUUUUUUAGCCACAUUUAAUGAGCUUCUGCCUUCUAAGUAACAUUUUCAAUGAUGCUACGAUUGGCAAAGAAACUGCAUUCACUGAAACUAUCAUCAUCACAAUAUUUAAAUGUCAUUAAAAAUGUGCACGUAGAAGCGACAAUGAUCUAGUACUGGCAUGAAGAAAUCAAGGAAAUUAAAGAUUUAAUUUUGAUUCUUUCUGGCAGCAUUUGUUUUACCGUCACUAGACCAUGGAAGCAUGAUAGAGAUUUAGUUCACACCUUACAUAUACAUAAAACAAAACAACUGCCGGAGUUGCUCUUUUAUACCACGGGAUAGUUUGUGUAAAGAGCAUCUUUUGUGUGUGUGAAAUAACAUGGUGCAAUUCAACAUGUACUGCCUCUGGUGAUAGAGUUAGUUCCACUUGGAAUGUAAUUUCAUUAUCGCUGUGGACUGCAUGUACAUUAUAUGGUGCUGUGCACCACGGUUGCUUGUAGCACCAUGAGGAAUGGUGCCAAUAUUUGCAGUUGUGUACGCUACUCAUUUCCUGCUGACAGCUGUCACACAAGAGAUAAAUUGCAAGCCACAUUGUUUUGUCAUGUGCACGCAUACUACAUUGUGCUGUCAAAAGUUUGGUCUGUCAUUGACGUGAUUGUGAGCUAACCUGCUUUGCUGUACUGCAACUUUUAUUAGACACAAAUGGCAGCAGUAACAUGCGCCAUGUUUGUAGCGCAAGAGUUUGAUUUCAGUAGGAACAGAAGUAUGUUUUGGUGGUGUUCUGUGUUGAACUGCGCUUAUAAGCACGUGAAUUAUUUGUAGGACAUGGCUUAGAUGCCGUAGAUUCUUUUUUUAUAUAAAUGUGAGUGAAAGUGAUUAUUAUGCCAAGUUUCGUGAAAAUUUCAUGUGCAUUACGUCAUGCUGCUCUCAUUGUGGGCGUGCUAAUACCAUGCCUAAGGUGCACUGAUGCGCCACUUUGUUUUUACACUUGCCGGCAAUCGCAGAGCAAGAAACCUUUUGGAGGGGAAACUCAAAAUUUUCACCAAAGCUGGAUAAUGGCAGAAGCUAUCUGGGCAGCCCGAAGCCUGUUGAAUGCCUGUGCUGUACGGUGGCUGAAAUUAUAGCGGUUGCCAUGGCUACAGAGCACUAGUGCUGCCACACUCCAUGCUGCAUCGCUAGGUGGCGCCACUUGAUGCCCUUACAGUUGCUGCGCACGCUCCGUAUGGGGAGGCCAACUUACACGACCUUGCGUGCUAAGCAGCGCUGCAAGCUUUCGGAGUCAGUGGACAUCAUCAAUUUAGGCUGCUAAUUGAUGAGGACAUGAUUGGGCUGAUAAUGAUGACUGUCCCCUUCCACCUUUUUCUGCUUGUGACGCCAUCUGGUUGCUCGCCUGCUCUGGCACACACGAAGGGACUGCAUCUUCUGCCCAAACGUUUCUUGCUGUGCAUUUCUUUUCUCACUGCAAGCGUUAUGUGCACCACAUGCACACACACAUGUAGAACCUGAGUCAAACUCUCUGCACUCAGUAUAUGCUCACUGUGGUAUGUGAUCAAUGCUCACCACCGUUCAUGCACAUAAUGUGCGCUUUAAGUUGUACAGCCAUGUUUCCUCUCAAAGAGACUCCCGUAAGACACGUAGCCGUAGAACAGAGGGCUUAGUGAGAGUUAGAUUGUAUCUACACAAGACGUUAUGGUGGUGAUACUGCGAGAGUACUUUUUCUCACGCCAAUGUUAAGAGUGUUGUGACUGUUACGUUUUUUUGUUCUUGUUGUUUGUUCGUUCGUUUGUUACCAAAAACAAAGUGCUGUUGCCAUUAAC
Molecule: messenger RNA, 9731 nt
Organism: Dermacentor albipictus
Lineage: Eukaryota; Metazoa; Arthropoda; Arachnida; Ixodida; Ixodidae
Product: protein dispatched homolog 1-like
Biological process (GO): smoothened signaling pathway
Cellular component (GO): membrane
Molecular function (GO): transmembrane transporter activity
Source: RefSeq, a predicted model, not a curated record